GCCAACACGCGACAAGGCUUUGUUUCAACUUCCUUGCGAGCCACGUUGUUUCAAUCACGCUAGCAGUUACAGUACCAAAUUUAUUCCUACAUCGUGGAUCCAAUACAGCCACCCACUCUGGCUGGGGUACUUUGGAAGGGCUCGCCGGACGCUCAGAAAGAGAAGUCUUUGCGACCAAGUAAUAUCAUGACUCAACCAUCAGCACAACCCCAACUUACGCCACAAUUUUGCUUUUCAUAUGGGACAUUGCGAGACUUUCUACGAUUGUCAAGAUCGUCGAUAGAUGAUUCAAUCACCCAGAAUCUCAAUGCACUGUUGACGCCGUCGCGAUUCGGAUUCGACCCAUCUUCUACCUUGCAACGCACUUCCCGCCCGGUUUCGAAGCAGAUCGACUCUCGAUCAUGCUCGGAGUUUAAGGAAAAGGUUCUGUUUCCUUCCUGGGAAGCUCGGGCUCAAGUCCUGAAUUAUUGUGCUUUGGUAGCGGCAAGUCCGGACCCCGAUGAUCCCGACCGUACAAUCAGAGAACUUGAAAGAGAGCAAGACCGCGACCGAAUUGUAGACGAGCGAUUAGACCCAUAUUCCGGUAGAUUCUUCCCCCGCGAAGCCCGCACCGAGAGGCUAGCCUCGCUUGUUAGACAAGAACGAGGUGUCGAGGAUAUCGUGCGACAUAGAACAUGGGAGGUGGUGCAGGAAAGAUGUGGCGGCGAGCCUUUCAAAAACUGGGAAGAUAACAUCAGCAAAUGGAGGAAGGCUCAAAAUUCGAAACCAUCUGUUUAAUACCAACGACAUGGCACGACUUCGUACUCUUGUAAUGAGAGGCGAAACUGUAUGAUUAGGUACGACACGUGUA
Fusarium graminearum PH-1 is the source of this 850-nucleotide messenger RNA. RefSeq lists its product as uncharacterized. Gene Ontology annotation, cellular component: mitochondrial intermembrane space; mitochondrion. The record is from RefSeq and is a predicted model, not a curated record. Bases 187 to 777 code for a protein of 196 amino acids. The transcript has 2 exons. NCBI's taxonomy places the organism in Eukaryota, Fungi, Ascomycota, Sordariomycetes, Hypocreales, Nectriaceae.